This is a messenger RNA of Fusarium musae, 813 nucleotides long. It is a transcript of the gene PAD1, whose product is annotated as phenylacrylic acid decarboxylase. Gene Ontology annotation, molecular function: carboxy-lyase activity. The transcript has a single exon. Lineage: Eukaryota; Fungi; Ascomycota; Sordariomycetes; Hypocreales; Nectriaceae. The coding region runs from base 1 to 813 and encodes 270 amino acids. The record is from RefSeq and is a predicted model, not a curated record.
AUGAGAAAGCCUGCUCAGCUCCGGCGCAUUCAGUCGCCUUCAAAGUUAUUAUCUGAUCGUGGAUUACAGUGUCAACGCCAGAACCCUCUUUUCCCUCAACCAAAGCAAACAUCCAGACGCAGUUUUACUGUUCCAAGCAAGCACCUGAACCCACCACCAGCUUUCGCCUCAUCCUCUAUUCAUCAAGUGCCAUCUCCCCCUCGUCGCAUUGUUGUAGGGAUCACCGGGGCCACAGGAGCACCAUACGCCAUCGCUUUGCUGCGACUUCUGCGUCAACUUGGCAUAGAGACGCAUGUUGUCAUUAGUAAAUGGGCGCUAGCGACUCUCAAGUACGAGACGACCAUGACUGAAGAGCAGAUCCGUUCACUAGCAUACGCCAAUUACACUGCAAGAGACGUUUCAGCCCCCAUCGCAUCAGGUUCAUUCCAGCAUGACGGUAUGGUCAUUGUGCCCUGCAGUAUGAAGACACUAGCAGCUAUAAGAAGCGGCUACUGCGAUGAUCUCAUCUCCCGGGCGGCGGAUGUGACCUUGAAGGAGAAUAGGCGAUUACUCAUGGCUGUGCGAGAGACACCGUUGAGUGAUGUCCACUUGGACAACAUGCUGUUCCUACGGAGAGCUGGGGCUAUCAUAUUUCCGCCUGUUCCUGCGUUCUACACCAACCCUGACAGUCUGGAGGAUGUAGUCGACCAGAGCGUAGGCCGCAUGUUGGACUUGAUGGGAAUUCACACAGAUGGAUUUGAGAGAUGGGACGGGUUCAAGAAGAACAAGUCAGUAGUGAGACCAGCGCAGGCUAACAUAGCAUUUCAUGUCUAA